Pichia kudriavzevii is the source of this 2787-nucleotide messenger RNA. RefSeq lists its product as uncharacterized. The record is from RefSeq and is a predicted model, not a curated record. Lineage: Eukaryota; Fungi; Ascomycota; Pichiomycetes; Pichiales; Pichiaceae. Gene Ontology annotation, molecular function: structural molecule activity. Bases 1 to 2787 code for a protein of 928 amino acids. The transcript has a single exon. Gene Ontology annotation, biological process: protein secretion; intracellular protein transport; intra-Golgi vesicle-mediated transport. Gene Ontology annotation, cellular component: endoplasmic reticulum; endoplasmic reticulum-Golgi intermediate compartment; COPI vesicle coat.
AUGUCCACACAUACGUAUAAGAAAAACGAGGAUGGCAAUGCUGGUGUUCUUCCAGACAAGAUGACAGUCUAUCAGGAAUGCCUGCAAGCAUGCAAUGCAUCACCAAUUCAAGCAAAGAAGUGUCGUAAACUUCUGUCUAGAUUAUUGAGACUAUUCUAUGCAGGGGAAGGUUUCCCUCGUGUUGAGAGCACCAACUUGUUCUUUUCGAUCUCCAAGUUGUUCCACAACAAUGAUCCUGCAUUGAGACAGAUUGCAUACUUGGCAAUCAAAGAAUUAUGUUCUCAUUCAGAUGACAUCUUGAUGAUUACCGCCUCAAUUAUGAAGGACAUCCAAAGUGGUGAUCCGGUCUAUAAGCCAGAUGCAGUGAGAACAUUGUCUAGGGUGUUGGAUGCUUCAACCAUUCAUUCUGCAGAGAGAUUGUUCAAGAACUCCAUUGUUGAUUCCAACCAAUCGAUUUCUUCAUCUGCUCUUGUUUCCUCAUUCCAUCUGUUACCUGUUGCGAAGGAAACUGUGAAAAGAUGGGUAAAUGAAGCACAAGAAUCAAUUACUGCAAGCAAACACUUUCCAACUUCCCAAUACACACAGCAUGAGUUCAGUGGUUAUAAUCAAGUUCCAUCGUCAACUUACAUACACCAAUAUCAUGCCUUGGGUUUAUUGUAUCAGUUCAGAAACACUGAUAAGAUGUCUUUGAUUAAGAUGAUUCAGCAAUUAACCGAAAGAAGAUCUUUGAAUAGCUCUUUAGCACAGGUCCAACUAAUUAGGUUUGUUGAAAAACUUAUUCUAGAUGAUCCUCAAUUCAUCAAUAGUUUAUGGCCACUUUUUGUUAGUUGGUUGAACCAUAAAUCCGAUAUGGUUGAAUUGGAAGCUGCUAAAUUGAUUUUGACCCAUUCUUCGAAGUUCAGCAAUGAACAGCAGAUGAAUGCAAUCACAACAUUACAGUCAUUAUUAAGCGUACCAAGAACAGUUACUAGGUUUGCAGCUGUUAGAAUUUUGAAUAAAGUUGCGAUUAAAGAUUCCGAUAAAGUUGGCGUUUGUAACUUAGAGUUGGAAAAGAUGAUCAAUGACCAAUCAAGAUCGAUUUCCACUUAUGCAAUCACAACUUUAUUGAAGACAGGCAAUAUUGAAAGUGUCGAUAGAUUGGUCAAGGCAAUUUCCAAUUUUAUGGAUGAAAUUUCUGACGAAUUCAAAAUUAUUGUCAUCGAUGCAAUCAGAACAUUAUCUUUGAAAUUUCCAACCAAGUAUAAAUCAAUGUUGUCUUUCUUAAAUGAUGUUUUAAGAGAGGAAGGUGGUUUCAAUUUUAAGAACGCCAUUGUGGAAGCCAUUUUUGACAUUAUCAAAUUCAUUCCAGAAUCCAAAGCCACAGCAUUGGAAAUGUUAUGUGAAUUCAUUGAGGACUGUGAAUACACCGAGUUGUCAGUUAGAAUCUUACAUUUGCUAGGUAACGAGGGUCCUAAAACUUCGAAUCCGUCCACUUACGUUAGAUAUAUCUACAACCGAGUUGUUUUAGAAAAUUCAAUUGUUAGAUCAUCUGCAGUUAUUGCAUUGUCCAAAUUUGCAUUGAUUAAUGAUGUUGAGCUGAACAAGAGUAUAAAGAUUUUAUUAAAGAGAUCAUUGCAGGAUAUUGACGAUGAAGUUAGAGAUAGGGCUGUUUUAUCACUUAAAUUGCUAGAAUCUAAAGAUCUAAAGGAUGCAAAGGCUUAUCUCCAACCAAAGUUCAAAUAUUCCUUGAACAUUUUAGAGCAAGAGUUGGCCAAGUAUGUCAAUAAUCCAGACAAGUCAUCAUUUCAAGAACCAUUCAAUAUUAAUUCUGUUCCUAAGAUGACAGAAGAUGAAUUUAAAGCUUUUGAAUUGAAGGAGAAGCUACUAGGAAAAAUCACUGGUUCGAAUGAUGAAAACAUGGAUUCAUUAUCCUCCACUCCAGAUGAAAGCAAGAGUAAUUCCAACGACAAUCUGAACAAUGUCUCUGACAUGACCAAGUACACAUUACAGCAACAAGAAUAUCAAAACGAGCUAGCAUUAUUACCAGAAAUUGGCCAAUACGGCUCAUUACUAAAAUCAUCAGCGCCGGUUGAAUUGACAGAAAAGGAGACCGAAUUUGUAGUCACGGCAGUUAAACACAUAUUUGAAGAACAUCUAGUUAUUGAAUAUAACAUUGAAAAUACAUUGGAUGAUAUUAUCCUGGAGAAUGUUAAUGUUAUUUCACAAUUUGAUACCGAAGGUUAUACUGAGGAGUUCACACUACCAAUCGAGAAACUCCAACCUCACGAAAAGGGUAAAGUUUAUGCAUCCAUUGCAAGACCUUCUAGUAGUGACGAUAAGAAAUAUCUAUUGGCUUCGAUGGCUAACGCCCUAUCAUACGUCACCAAGGAUGUUGAUGCCGAUGAAGAUGAGGAAGGUUUCCCUGAUGAAUAUCAGAUUGAAGAGUUAUCCAUCAUUCCAGGAGAUUUUAUUAUUCCAUCCUAUAUUAACGAUUUCACCAAGCAGUGGGACGAGCUUCCAGUCGAGGAGUCGGCAGUAUAUAACUUGGGAGAUUCCGAGUCUAUUGAUCUGCAGAGUGUGGUUGACAGAUUAAUAAUCACCAUGUCCAUGAUGCCAAUCGAGGCAACUGAAGUUGUAAAGUCGGGUGUCAACAACCAUACGUUAAAAUUAUCUGGUAGAAGCAUCUCAGAUAGCAAGGUUUUGGCCAUUGUCAAGUUUGCCAUUUCUUCCAAGGGUGUCAUGAUGAAGACAGUCGUCAAGGGUACCGAGGCCGACCUUGUUGAAAGUCUUGCAAACUACAUUGAGUAA